AUGAAGAGUACCAUCUUGUCUGCACAGAUCCGAAGAAUGCGGCGAAAAGAGUCCAACCACUUAUCGGUGAGCGCCGAUUCGCAGUUGGUGGUGGUCGCAGCGGGCGCGCGGCAGAAGAAAGACGAGUCAAGGUUGGCGCUGGUGCAAAGGAACGCAGACAUCUUCAAGGGCUUGAUCCCUGAAUUAGUGAAGCACAGCCCGAACUGCAUCUUGUUGUGUAUAAAAGAUCUUAAGCAGAGCUUUUCUCCGAAUUUUCGUUUAGACAUUACUCUUGUUAAAACUAUUCAUACACUUUUAUCAAAGAGACUGAAAGACGAAUUGAAUUAUGAAACUAAAAUUUGCAAUCAUCCUGAUUAUUCUAAAUAUUACUGUAUUUCUAAUCUGAAAUUGUUCCACAAUAACUUAGCUAUUUGUGGAUUGGAAGAAAUCACUGUGUGUCAAUAUUAUUUGCCAAUAAUCUGGCUAUUUGUCUGUUUUGGUAGUUUACUAGAAAAUUAA
Gryllus bimaculatus (two-spotted cricket) is the source of this 498-nucleotide messenger RNA. NCBI's taxonomy places the organism in Eukaryota, Metazoa, Arthropoda, Insecta, Orthoptera, Gryllidae. The record is from the annotation of a GenBank genome assembly.